AUGCCGGUUCCUUUCGGCGGAAUUGGAUAUAGAUCUUGGAGAAGAAGUGUAUUACGAGCUUUAUCGGUUAAAAACAAACUAGGGUUUAUUAAUGGAGAAUGUAGGAAACCUAGCCCAAAUUCAGCUCAAUUUCGCCAAUGGAAAAGAUGUGACGAUAUGGUAACUUCCUGGAUUCUCAAUUCCUUUGCAAAGGAGAUUUCUGAUAGCGUUGAGUAUGCAAAUAACUCUGUUGAAUUAUGGAGGGAGCUGGAAGAUCGAUACAAUCAAACAAAUGGAGCAAAGUUAUAUCAGAUCCAAAAGGAGAUCAACGACCUUGUUCAGGGAUCAUUGGAUAUUACUGCCUACUAUACACAAAUGAAGAGAUUGUGGGAAGAACUAAACACUCUGAGUGCAAAUCUCAGUGCAAUUACAUUUGCACAUGAAGAGAAGCAAAGGGAGUUCAGGCCAAGUAGUCAGUUGAACCUAGAAUCUACCUCAUUACAUGUAAAUGAUGCACCUACACAACACCAAAGUCCAUUUGGAGCUAAAAAUUUCAAAACACAUUAUACUCCAAACAAUAUAGGUCGCCCACUCUAUGACUACUGCAAAAGACCGGGUCACACAAAGGAAAAGUAUUACAAGUUACAUGGCUAUCCGCAAAGAAAUUCAUACAACAAUCAAAAUCCUAAUCGAGCCAAUACUCAACAGUUCAAUCAAAAUAAUAGUUCAAACCAAGUUCAGGGUCACAGAUUCAACAGAGGAAAAGAAGUCGUGGCAAAUGUGCAUGGAGUCCCAGCUGAUGUGUUUCAUGAGAGGGAAGAUGAUUCAGUAACACAUGAAGAGGAUCAAAAUGUCAAUCUAACAAAUGAGCAUUAUGUCCAAAUAAUGAGUCUUCUAUAG
Messenger RNA from Nicotiana tabacum (common tobacco), 879 nucleotides. RefSeq lists its product as uncharacterized. NCBI's taxonomy places the organism in Eukaryota, Viridiplantae, Streptophyta, Magnoliopsida, Solanales, Solanaceae. The record is from RefSeq and is a predicted model, not a curated record.